AUGGGUGAUGAAGGUUCUAUUCAAGAUUUGGAAGUUGAAUGGAAUGAUUUUUUAAUGAAAUUUCAUGCAGAAAAGGACAAUGUUAAACAACGUUUACGUAAAGUUGAUCUUUUUCCUGAAAAAAAUCUUGUGUGUUUUGUUCUUUAUAAUGUAUUUUCACCAGAUGAAUGUCAAUUUCUUAUUGAUUCAAUAGAAAAGAUUGGUUUUAAUAAACUUUUGUAUGGAGAAAAUUAUCGAACAAAUACAAGAACUCAAAUAACACAACGAAGUCUUGCCGAUGAAUUUUUUCUUCGUGUAGAAGAUUUUCUACCAAAACAAUGGCCUGGUGGAAAAAAUACUUCACAUUGGGAAUUAAUGAAUCUUAAUGAACGUAUAAGAAUAUGCCGAUAUGAACCAGGUCAAUAUUUUGCUCCUCAUUUCGAUGGAAUUUUUAAACGAUCUUAUAUGGAACAAAGUCAAAUGACAAUCAUGGCAUAUCUUAAUGAUUCAUUUACUGGUGGUAAUACUAAUUUUCUUGAUGAUAAUAUUAAAUCACAUCCAAUUACCUAUGCAUUAAAACCUGAAACUGGAAUGGUUUUAAUCUUUCAACAUGAAAUGUAUCAUGAAGGUGAAGCAUUAUUAACUGGAAAAAAUGAUGUGAUGUAUAAAAGAAUAUUAAUCCAACCACUGUCUAAAGAAGAACAAGAAGCAAGACAAUUACUUGCUCAAGCUGAACAAUAUGAAGAUCAAUCAAAUCAUGACGAAGCUUGUAAAUGUUAUCGAAAAGCAUAUAAAUUAUGGCCAGAUUUAGAAAAAGAGUUUGGCAAAUAA
Messenger RNA from Rotaria sp. Silwood2, 810 nucleotides. The record is from the annotation of a GenBank genome assembly. Lineage: Eukaryota; Metazoa; Rotifera; Eurotatoria; Philodinida; Philodinidae.